Messenger RNA from Thrips palmi, 1940 nucleotides. Its product is annotated as glucose dehydrogenase [FAD, quinone]-like. Gene Ontology annotation, molecular function: oxidoreductase activity, acting on CH-OH group of donors; flavin adenine dinucleotide binding. Bases 72 to 1910 code for a protein of 612 amino acids. The record is from RefSeq and is a predicted model, not a curated record. The transcript is spliced from 5 exons. NCBI's taxonomy places the organism in Eukaryota, Metazoa, Arthropoda, Insecta, Thysanoptera, Thripidae.
UGGUCAACACGUACCAGCUCCGCGAGGCCCUGCAGGCCGCGGCGGCGGGCCCGCACGCCUGCUCGCCGGCCAUGUCCACCCUCAUGGCCUUCAGCGCGCUCGUGCACGCCGCCGUGAACCGCAAGGUGCUGCAGUCCUCGCGGCCGCCGCCCCUCUACCUGCAGCGCCAGAGCUUCGACUUCAUCGUGGUGGGCGCGGGCGGCGCGGGCGCCGUCGUGGCCAACCGCCUCAGCGCCGCCCCCCACAGGUACUCCGUGCUGCUGCUGGAGGCGGGCGGCGAGGAGCCCUUCUCGCUGACGGACGAGCCCGGCAUCCACGACCACCUGCUGGGCACGGCCAUGGACUGGAACUUCACGACGGUGCCCGAGCCGCACAACUGCGGCGGUAAGGGCUGCGUGUACCCGCGGGGCAAGUCGCUGGGCGGCAGCACGGCCAUCAACUCCAUGAUGUACGUGCGCGGCAACACGCGCGACUUCGACGCCUGGCGCCAGGCCGGCAACGACGGCUGGGGCUGGAGCGACGUGCUGCCCUACUUCAAGCGCUUCGAGGACAACCGCGAGAUGCUGCUGUCCUUCAACAAGGAACUGCACUCCACGGGCGGCGCGCAGAGCUACCAGCGGUUCCCCACGGCCGACAUGAACGCCCACCUCAUGUUCCACGCGUUCGGCGACCUGGGCUACGGCCUCAACUACGGAGACGCGCUGACGGGCGACGACGAGCACCGCAAGGGCGUCUUCGUCGUGGAGUUCGCGUCGCGCGGCGCGCGCCGCGUCAGCACCAACAAGGCCUUCCUGGAGCCCAUCCGGAGGCAGCGGCCCAACCUGCGCGUCGUCCCGCGCGCCAGGGUCACGCGCAUCAUCCUGGACGGCAAGCGGAGGGCGCGCGGCGUGCAGUUCUCGGACGACGCGCUGGGCGGCAGCGGCGUGCCCAUCUCCGUGUUCGCCAGGAAGGAGGUCAUCGUGUGCGCCGGCGCCAUCGGCACGCCGCAGCUGCUGCUGCUGUCCGGCAUCGGCCCCAAGGACGCCCUGGACGCCGUGGGCAUCAAGCAGGAAGUGGACCUCCCCGUCGGCCGCAACCUGCAGGACCACCUGACGGGCGACCUCCUGGACCUGGUGCUCAGCAAGACGGCCAGUCUGCCCGCCAACGGCGACAUCCGGCCGUGGGUGGACGCGCAGCAGGAGUACAACGACCACCAGUCCGGGCCCAUGUCCACCGUCAACGUCAUGUCCGUGCAGGCCUUCGGGUGCAGCAACCACACCACGGACGACUGGCCAGACCUGCAGAUCACGCUGGGCCCCGCCAUCGACUCGGUGCAGUGCGCGUCCACGCUGGCGGACAAGGCCAAGUGCGCGGGGCUGGUGCGCGAUCGAAAGAACGGCUGCUUCAAGGGCUCGUACCCCUUCUACAACUCGGUGCUCAUCGCGGCGAGCAUCAUGCGGCCGCGCAGCCGCGGCAGCGUGUCGCUCUACUCCAAGGACCCCUUCGCCAAGCCGCGCAUCCACGUCAACUACCUGGCCGACCCCUACGACGUGGACGUCAUGGUGCAGGCGUACCGCCAGAUGAUGGCGCUGGCGGCCACGCCCACACUCGUCAAGGCGGGCUACCUCAUCAACACGACGCCGGCGGCGCCCUGCCGCCAGCACACCUUCGCGUCCGACGCCUACAUCGAGUGCAUGCUGCGACGCUACACGCGCACCAGCUACCACCCCUGCUGCACGGCCAAGAUGGGCCCCGCGGGCGAUGCCACGGCCGUGGUGGACGGCAGGCUGCGCGUGCGCGGCGUGGCCAACCUCCGCGUCGUGGACGCCUCCAUCAUGCCCACCCUCACCAGCGGCAACACGGCCGCGCCCACCGCCAUGAUCGCCGAGAAGGGCUCGCAGAUGAUCCUCGACGACUGGGCCCGGAAGUAACCACAUGCCAAACAAGACUAAAAAGCUCCA